Molecule: messenger RNA, 630 nt
Organism: Aspergillus vadensis CBS 113365
Lineage: Eukaryota; Fungi; Ascomycota; Eurotiomycetes; Eurotiales; Aspergillaceae
Product: Rab family GTPase YPT6
Exons: 5
Coding region: 1-630 (209 amino acids)
Molecular function (GO): GTPase activity; GTP binding
Source: RefSeq, a predicted model, not a curated record
AUGGCAUCCACCUCCGGGGUAGGGUCGUAUUCGAACCCUUUGAAGAAGUUCAAGCUGGUUUUCUUGGGCGAGCAGAGUGUUGGAAAAACUUCCCUGAUCACACGGUUCAUGUACGACUCGUUUGACAACACGUACCAAGCUACCAUUGGAAUCGAUUUCCUGUCAAAGACUAUGUACUUGGAAGAUAGAACCGUUCGCCUUCAACUUUGGGACACAGCCGGUCAAGAGCGUUUCCGAUCCUUGAUUCCUUCCUACAUCCGUGACUCGAGUGUCGCGGUGGUGGUCUACGAUAUCUCCAACGCCAAGUCUUUCCAAAACACACGCAAAUGGAUCGAUGAUGUACGUGGGGAGCGCGGUAACGAUGUGAUCAUCGUUCUGGUGGGCAACAAGACCGAUUUGAACGACAAGCGCGAGGUCACGACGGCGCAGGGCGAGGAGGAGGCGAAGAAGAACGGCUUGAUGUUCAUCGAAACCAGUGCUAAAGUCGGUCACAAUGUGAAGCAGCUUUUCCGGAGAAUUGCGCAAGCCCUACCGGGCAUGGAGGGUGAAGCCAACCGGGGAGACAACCAAAUGAUCGAUGUCAACAUCACCCCCAAAGAGACCACGACCAACGACGGAUGCGCCUGCUAG